AGGCGAAAAUCCCAUCAUGAACAACUCCUGUGGAGAUAGCGUGGCCCAGCCCCCCUUCACACACCAAUAUGCGUGCGCAUUUUCAAGCAAACUCAACAGCACUAGCCAGGCCACUGCACAGCAAUGCUGUGGAUUGACAACCACAUUGAACCAAUACUUGGAUGGAUGCUGGCAGUAUUGCGAGAUUACCGGGAAUAAUCAUUCUGCAGUCGUGUCGUGUAUGAAUGACGCUGAUAUUAUAGCGGCAGAGUAUGAAAGGACCGAUGCAUCCGGUGCAAGUGUCAUCUCCAAGCCUGGGUUGUUGGGUCUGGCAACUCUGGUUGUUACGGGGUUGGUUGCUGGGACUUGGUGAUGACUGUUUGUUAUAUCUUCUGUAUGAUACUCCUUACAAGCUGGGUAUGCUAAUGAAUCAAUAUCCUACUGUAAUGGGGCACAUACUUUCCUUGGAUACUGGUUUCUGGUUUUAUUAUAGUCCUUUCACUAUGAGCC
This is a messenger RNA of Aspergillus wentii DTO 134E9, 489 nucleotides long. RefSeq lists its product as uncharacterized. The transcript has a single exon. The coding region runs from base 17 to 352 and encodes 111 amino acids. The record is from RefSeq and is a predicted model, not a curated record. NCBI's taxonomy places the organism in Eukaryota, Fungi, Ascomycota, Eurotiomycetes, Eurotiales, Aspergillaceae.